CAUUGACGUAGCAGUAUAAAAAUAGUCUGCCGCCCUCGGCGAUCAUCAUGGGCCGCAUCAGCACGAGUCCGCGCCGGGCCAUGGACGAGCACCUCCUCGACAUCGCGGCCCUCGAGGUCCGCUUCCGCACAAACGUUGCUACCGGUCUCUUGUCCGGGUACCUCGCCGAGCUCCAGGCGAGCCUGUCGAACUCACCCAACUUACUGCCGACGGACGCCGAUGCUGGCCACGGCGCCAUCCACGAGCUCGUGGCCGUGGUCCGUGACGGGAACUGGAUUCACACGCGCGCCGAGAACCUUGUGCCCGGUGACGUCGUAGCCAUCAAGGCGGGGCAGUGCGUGCCAGCCGAUAUCCGUCUCGUCGAGGCCGAGGAUCUCUGGGUCUCGCACGACGCGCUCAACGGCGACGCGUCCCUCCUGCCGCGCGUGGCCAGCGUGGCCUCGGUCUUUGACUCGCCGGGUGUGAGUCUUCCGUACAUGCAAGCGCCCAACAUGCUCUUCUAUGGCACGAGCGUGACGCAGGGCAGCGGGAAGGGCAUCGUCGUUCGCAUCGGCGCCGAGACCGUCCUCGGUGUCAUCUCGCACACGGUUCUCUCGCAAGAAGGCCAACGCCCGCUGACGACGAAUACAAAGCUGCUCGACGACAUCAAGAGCCUCGGCGUCGCGUCUAAGCACGACCCGUCGCUGCCGUCUUCGCUCCCCAAUAUCUCGGCAGUCGUCGUCGCCCACAAGUGUGUGAUUGCGCGGACCGUCGUGACGGUCUCGUUCGGCACCAACCUGCCGGCGCUCGUGACGGCCACCGACGCCGGGCUCACGCUCUCGGAGAGCACAGCUGAUGACACAGAGGCCGCGGUGGCAUCAUACCUUCUCUCGACCUUCAAGGCCAACGCCGACGCCAGUGCCAUGGUCCGCGCGCUUGCCGCCUGUCGCCACUCACCCGAUGAGCUCUCGCGCGACCAAGCCGCGAUCAGUCGCUUCUGCGACCGGUUUCACGACCCAGCGACGUCGCGCUUCUCGGCGUCGACCGCCGGAUCGGUGAGCGGGUGCGCCGUCUACGUGCACUUUGAUCGCGAGUGCAGCGCUCACAUCGUGGUCCUCUUGGGGCCGGCGCGGGAAGUCCUCUCGCGCUGCGGCAAGGUGCGCAAGGCCAACGCCGAGCUCUUGCCGCUUGACACGACCGAUUUGCAGAACGUCACUGCGAUGGUCGAGGGCCUCGAGAGCAAGGGCGAGGUCGUCGUCGGUGUCGCUGAGCUCUACCUCGACCCCGCCACGUACCCCGUCGGGUGCACGUUUGACAUUGCCAAUAUGGACUUUCCGACGGAGAACAUGGUGUACCUCGGCGCGCUUGGCCUAGUCGACCACGCGCAGCCCGACCUGGUGACGCUGGCGUCGCACUGCCAAGCCGUCGACGUCAACUUGUACGUCGUCACGGAGCCGGCUCGGGACGUCUCGAGCCUCAGCGUUCGGUCCCGUCGCACGUCGUCAGACGAUCAUGACGUCAGUGGCGUGUCGUCGCCGCGUCACGUGGCGUCCUCGGGACGGUUUACCUCCGUCUCGCGGGUCAAGAUGACGAUCAAGGACGUGACGAGUGACAAGAGCUACUCGCUGUCCCCCAAAGUGGUGGAUGCGAGUGCGAUCUCGAUUGCCAACACGUUCACCGAGUGGAAACUGCUCUUGCUCGAGCACCCGUGUGUCGUCAUCGAGGGCGGGUCGCCCAGCCAGAUCGAUCUGCUGGUCGAGACGCUCCAGGACCUCGGCGAGGUCGUCGCGCUCGUCGCUGGCGGCAACGCCAACGCGCUCUCGCUCUUGAACGCGGACGUGGGCUUUGCGAUUCCGACCGACACCACCUUUGUCGACUUGAGCGAAGAAGCUGCCGACUUUGUCCUUGGCUACUCGGACGCGCCAUGCUGUGACGCGGUGCGCGUCGUGCAAGCCGCCAAGCAACAGCCUGCAGCCGCGCCCGUCGUAGCCGACGCGAGUCUUGCCGAAGAGACCGACGACGGGGCGCGUGACGAGGCCAAGACGGCCGUGACCAACUUGCUCCGGGAUGCCAUUGUUGUUGGAAAGCUCCUCCAGCUCUCGGACGACGACCUCCACGACGCCUUUGCCGCCGCCAUGGGUGGCCCGCCGCCCGCGCCGUUUGGCGUCAACUCGAUUAUGAUGUCGAUGCUCACGUCCAUGGCAGCUCUCAAGCCGUAAUGAUUACAUUUGUCUUGCUUUUGAUGACGCG
Saprolegnia diclina VS20 is the source of this 2229-nucleotide messenger RNA. RefSeq lists its product as hypothetical. Gene Ontology annotation, molecular function: P-type sodium:potassium-exchanging transporter activity; nucleotide binding. The coding region runs from base 48 to 2198 and encodes 716 amino acids. Lineage: Eukaryota; Oomycota; Saprolegniomycetes; Saprolegniales; Saprolegniaceae. The record is from RefSeq and is a predicted model, not a curated record. The transcript has 5 exons. Gene Ontology annotation, biological process: proton transmembrane transport; sodium ion export across plasma membrane; intracellular potassium ion homeostasis.